AUGAAGUUAUAUAAUUUAACUUUACAACGUCCCGGUGGUAUAACUCAUGUCAUACAUGGAAAUUUUUCUGGCCCAAAACAACAAGAAAUCAUUGUUUCACGUGGUUGUGUUCUUGAAGUUCUUAAACCUGAUCCAAGCACAGGUAAAAUCCAUACAUUAUUAACAUGCAAUGCGUUUGGUACAGUACGUACACUUCAUCCUAUUCGAUUAACUGGUAGUAAUCGAGAUUAUAUUGUUGUUGGUAGUGAUUCCGGUCGAAUACUUAUUCUUGAAUAUAAUGGACAAAAAAAUAUAUUAGAAAAGGCAAGCAACGUACAUCAAGAAACAUUCGGUAAAUCAGGCUGUAGAAGAAUUGUACCUGGACAAUAUUUAGCUAUUGAUCCAAAAGGACGAGCGGUACUUAUUGGAGCAAUUGAAAAACAAAAAUUAGUUUACAUACUUAAUCGUGAUUCACAAGCACGUUUAACAAUAUCAUCACCAUUAGAAGCUCAUAAAGCUAAUACAAUCACAUUUUAUACAGUUGGUGUUGAUGUUGGAUUUGAAAAUCCAGUAUUUGCUUGUUUAGAAGUUGAUUAUGAGGAAACUGAUAAUGAUCAUACUGGUCAAGCAGCACAUGAUAUUAAACAAUCAUUAACAUUUUAUGAACUUGAUUUAGGUCUUAAUCAUGUUGUUAGAAAAUAUUCUGAACCAUUAGAAAAAUUUGCUAAUUUACUUAUUACUGUACCUGGUGGAACUGAAGGACCAAGUGGUGUAUUAGUUUGUUCAGAAAAUUAUAUUACAUUCAAAAAUUUUGGUGAUCAACCAGAUAUUCGUUGUCCAAUACCAAGACGUCGAAAUGAAAUUGAUGAUCGAGAACGAACAAUGAUUAUUGUUGCAACAGCCACACAUAAAACAAAAAAUAUGUUCUUUUUUCUUGUUCAAACUGAACAAGGUGAUAUAUUUAAAAUUACACUUACUCAUGAUGCAGAUAUGGGAAUGGUCACCGAAAUUCGUUUAAAAUACUUCGAUACUGUACCUGUUGCUUCGGCCAUGUGCGUACUUCGUACUGGUUUUCUUUUUAUAGCUUCUGAAUUUGGUAAUCAUUAUUUGUAUCAAAUUACUCAAUUAGGUGAUGCUGAUGAUGAACCUGAAUUUAGUUCAUCGGAAAGACUUGAAGAAGAAGAUACAUUUUUUUUUGUACCACGUAAAUUAAAAAAUUUAAUAUUAGUCGAUGAAAUGGAUAGUUUAUCACCAAUAACUGGUUGUCAUAUUGCUGAUCUUGCUAAUGAAGAUACACCACAACUUUAUGUAACAUGUGGUCGUGGACCUCGAUCAACACUUCGUAUACUUCGUCAUGGUUUAGAAGUAACGGAAAUGGCUGUUUCAGAAUUACCCGGUAGUCCAAAUGCAGUAUGGACUGUUAAAAAACGAGCUGAUGAUCCAUUUGAUGCAUAUAUUGUUGUUUCAUUUAUUAAUGCAACUUUAGUCUUAUCUAUUGGUGAAACUGUUGAAGAAGUUACAGAUUCGGGUUUUCUUGGUACAACACCCACAUUAUCAUGUAGUCAAUUAGGUGAUGAUUCAUUACUUCAAAUAUAUCAAGAAGGUAUUCGACAUAUUCGUGCUGACAAACGUGUUAAUGAAUGGCGUGCACCAGGAAAAAAAAAUGAUUACAAGAGCAGCUGUUAA
Messenger RNA from Adineta steineri, 1665 nucleotides. NCBI's taxonomy places the organism in Eukaryota, Metazoa, Rotifera, Eurotatoria, Adinetida, Adinetidae. The record is from the annotation of a GenBank genome assembly.